This is a messenger RNA of Schistocerca gregaria, 8918 nucleotides long. It is a transcript of the gene Wdr81, whose product is annotated as WD repeat-containing protein 81. Bases 156 to 6131 code for a protein of 1991 amino acids. Gene Ontology annotation, molecular function: protein binding; phosphatidylinositol 3-kinase regulator activity. The transcript is spliced from 27 exons. Lineage: Eukaryota; Metazoa; Arthropoda; Insecta; Orthoptera; Acrididae. Gene Ontology annotation, cellular component: mitochondrion. The record is from RefSeq and is a predicted model, not a curated record. Gene Ontology annotation, biological process: aggrephagy.
GCUUGUCUGUUGUGUAUGUUUUCAAACUAAGAAUUUGGUUCUGGCAUGUUUUCAUUGUCAGACGGAUACCAACAGUAUUAUAUCAGUGCAGUAUCUAGCUUUAAUCAAUCGUGUUGCAUCAGCGACUAAAUGUGAUCGCGAUAUUAUAUUUUGUAAUGGAAACGGCGUUUUUUGUAGCAAAUACAUUCUCUAUACCUGACAGCUACAUAAAAACAACUACUGUAAGUGAUCGUGUACUUGUGGCAGUACACCAUUCAUGGCUACACUCUCUCAUAAGGACGCACCAACUGCCAGAAUUUAUUGUGCAUGAUGUUCUACUACCGGAAGAAGUUAAGAUUCUCUUGGAGCAAGGAGAAGAUCUUGGUCCGCACUGGAAGAAAAUAUAUGUUAGAAUUUUGCACAAACAAACACAAAAGGUGAUACCUCUUCCUCGAGUAAGGGUAGAGAGCUCAAGUUCGGAAACUGCUUUAUCAUUUUCUCAGCUCUUACACUAUGUUGCACAGACAAAUUUCAAGAAUCUGUGGAAAGAUGCCUUCAAAAAGUAUUUUAAUGUAUGUGGAGCUGUAUCAAAUGAUGGUAAAAAUGCAUCUAGAAUCACACUUACGGACAGUGAUGCAGUCAUGCGUGAAGUGAUAUUACGAACAUUUGGUUGCCCAAUUUUUCGCCUUGAUGAAGGUUUUAUUGAUCUGUAUAAUGAAGAUGGAAAGAAAUCAUUUGAAGUUCACUGCAAUAUCUUGCCAGCACUGUGUGCCGUGGAGACACCACAAUGCUUUCUACUGAUCCAGGAACCAUACAUAAAGCACACACUACAAGACUGUGUUACAUUCAGUCCAGCAUUGCUUGGAACAUCUCACAUCAAGCCUCUUUUUAUAAUCUACCAACUAUUGCAAGCAAUGCGAUCAAUGCACGAUCGUGGCCUUGUGCUUGGAGAAAUUGCACUAAGUGAUAUCCUUAUAACUGAGAAUCUUUGGAUACAGGUAAUGCCACGACUGGAAGAUAACAUCAAUUAUGAUCCGUCUUCUAAUGUUGGAGAUGCAGAGAAUGAACACAUGUUCAGUCCAAAAACUCAAAAUGUAGAACUGGUAGCAAAUGAUCUCAAAGAAGAUAUGUCAGCACAGAGCAAUAUUAGGCCUCAUGAGGAAGUGAGGAUGCACCAAGAAUACUUCCAGAGAUACUCAAACCCUCGUAACAAGUUUAUUCCCAAGACUGAUACUGACCAUAAAAUGUUGGACCAUAAAAGCAAUAAACAAAAGCUUGAAAAAAUACCUUUGGAGAUCUAUUGUGAACAAUGGAUUAGAGGGCAGCUAUCUAAUUUUGAUUAUUUGACCAUCUUAAACAAUUUAGCUGGUAGACGCCAUGGGGACCCUGUCUGUCACCAUGUUAUGCCAUGGGUAACAGAUUUCACCUCUCGGACAGGUUCCAACUGGCGUGAUCUGACACGUUCCAAAUAUAGGCUGAAUAAGGGAGACAGGCAGCUGGAUCUGACAUAUGACACAGCCACUGGGACAGCACAGGUGCCGCACCAUGUUUCAGAAGUUCUCUCUGAAAUAACAUACUAUGUGUACAUGGCACGGAGAAUACCAAAAUCCAUUCUCUGUAAAUACGUCCGCCCAAAAUGGGUCCCAGCAGAAUACCCUUCAUCCAUUCAGAGGAUGCAAGAAUGGACUCCCGAUGAAUGUAUUCCUGAGUUCUUUUCUGAUCCUUCUGUUUUUGAGUCCAUCCAUGAGGAUCUUCCUAACCUGGAAAUUCCAUCUUGGGCAACUUCUGUUGAGGAUUUUAUUGAAAGGCAUCGUGAGGUACUCGAGAGUACUCAUGUCUCUGAAAGGCUACAUCACUGGAUAGAUCUAACCUUUGGAUACAAGUUAUCAGGAAGUGCUGCAGUGAAGUCGAAGAAUGUGUGUCUUCACCUUGUUGACAGCCAUAUGACCCUUGCACAGACAGGUGUAGUGCAGUUGUUUACACAGCCACAUCCAUCACGGAUUUGUGCGUCUCCAUACUGGGGAAAGACUCCACCCAGAUUACAGCCAUCACAGAGGGAUAAAAGGAACAAGAAUGUUGACCGUGCGAGUGAAGAUGAAGGCCACAGUUCAGGAUUUGAAGAAGAUGAACAGUCUUUGUCUCAGGGUGGAUCAAAAUCAUCACCGCUUGCACUUAAUAAACUUUUGAGUCGAUCUAGAGGUUCACUGUUGGGCUCUUUUCCAACAUCUUCACCUGAUGAAACCUGCCCUCAGCAAAAGACAGGAGCUGGAAAUGGUGCUGCCUCCAUUAUGCUUCCAAAGGACUACAACCCAGUAGCUGCUAUUCAAAGUGUUGAAUCAAUGUACAACUUCCUUAACAAGACUCUGCACAACAGCCCUAAAUCUCUGAAAGAAGAAUCUCCUUGUAUUGGCAGUGGCAUUGGCUAUAAGCAGAUUGUAGCUUCAAGAAGACUACAUGAAAUGGAGGUACUGGGCUGCAUUGUGGUUGAAAUGCUGCUAGCUCAACAACUAAGACCUACCAGCAGUGAACCAGUGACUCCCAUGUUCAGACUUGAAAUAUGUCGUGCAGCUUUGUCACGAGCUGCUGACCUGGUACCACGCAAUGUGAGGCAUGCAAUAUCAUUGUUGCUCAUGGAAGAUACCAUGAGAGAUUCCUGUGGGCGGCGGCCUGCAGUAACAUCUCGUGGCCUUCCGCCUCCAUCUGCUCACCAGCUGCUGCAACCACUGUUAGCCCACUGUGCCUUCCCGUUUCCAGCACACUUCUUGACUCUCACAAAACUUCUCUGCCGUCACCAUGAUUUCUGCAGCCUUGUUAGGGAAAUGUCAUUUUUGAACCUGCAGGAGACUGUUGAACCCGACAUUGCUGAGAAGAUAAUAAACUUUAUUACUGAAAUAAACAAACUGAAAGUCAAGGUAAUGAAACAAGAACUGACAGUUCUACUCCCUGAAAUCUCAUCUGUUUCGCAAGAAAGUCUUGAAUUAAUUCUUCCAUACAUCAAGGAACUUAUGGAAGACCCUGAAACAUCAGUGCUGGCAGCUUGGAACCUUUUUGAUCUUGUUGCAAAACAUCUUGGGCCUAAGCAUACUGCUAAGUUUCUGAUGCCAUCGAUUCUUAAACUGUAUGAGAAUGGCACAGAAGAUGACAGUGAGCAGAGCAGCAAACAUGUUAAACUAUACCAUCACAUUUUUCUGCUGCAGUUAAUUGUUCGUCUAGGACUCAAAACAUUCCUUGAGAAUUUUGUGAGUCCUUUGGUGGAAGCUGUUGGAGGCUACAGAGAUUACUAUAGCCGUGAUGGAGCCUCUUUUCAGCAGGGUUCAGAUCUUAGAAAUGCAACAUCUUCUCUUAAAGGCUGUGAUUUUGAGGACAGUACUAUAGUGGGUGUGCUUUCUCCAUUGGACGAAGACUCUUCAGGUGACUCUGAAAAAUCUAAGCCAUCAAGUGGUGACAAUGUUGAGCAGACAGGAGAAACAGAGAAAGAUGUGCAAAAUGGUGCUGAACCAGAGGUCUUUGUGUUUGAAACAGGUGAAAAAUCAUCACCUGAUGACCCAGAAACUCCUUUGUAUCAUCUCAUGGAGCAUCUUGACUUGGAGUUGCCUGACCCUGCAGCUAUUGAUGAUGACGGCUCCCUAGAAAUAAAUUUUCAAGAAGAUGAGACUGUUCAUGAAGCAGCUGAAGAAGAUGCCAUUGAGGUUUCAGAGGAUUUCUCUGAUCCAGAAUUCCAUGCAGCAGACGGUAGCACUGUUCAUUUUAAUACUCCAGCUGCAUUUUUAGAGUCUAAAGACAUUGAUGUUUCUGAAAUGGAACCUGCAGCUGAAGAAACUCCAAACAAGACAAAUGAAAUUCAGCCUCUUCGGAAGAAAUCUAACGCUCAAUUUAAGGUAUCAGACAUGAGUGCAGAAUCUGUCAUAUGGCUCUCUCACCGGCUAGGUCCGGUACUGACAGCCCGUCAUCUCUCACGAAAUUUAUUACGGAUGCUGGCACUGUGCUAUACAGGGUACUCUAACAUGGCUCGUGCAGCUCCACCCACAGCUGAAAUGGGUACUCUCAGCAUUGCUGAGGGACAUGUUCAGGGUGAUCAUAGUGCCUGCAAAGUCUUGGACUGCUUAACAUCUAUAGCUGCUUUGUAUGGGGAACAGAUGAUUGUUCUUCAGUAUCUUCCACAUAUGAGUGAGUUAAUAGCACUUUGCAAAAGGAAACUUACUCCAAAUUUAGAAGGUGGUGUAGUUGGGAGCCUGGCACUACUCAGACAUAUUGUUCCAUUCCUGUCUGAUGCUGUUUUAAUGGACCAGCUACAGGAUGUUAUUUUGAAAUCUGUGCUAAACCCUGUUGUCAGACUUUUAUCAACAACACGCACAGUAUUUCCAUCUGGUGCAGCAGCACGUUCAGCUGUUGCUCGGAAAUUUGCUGAUGCCAUUUAUGUUGUUGCAUUGAGGAUCGGUCAAGAGAUGUCUCGACGCCAUCUAGCAGUACCUCUACUGCAGAGAUUUUUUCUUGCCUUCGACAAAGCCUUCAUGCGCUGUGCACUCGAUGAUUCAUUACAGGGUGCCCAGUCUGUGAAUUCAUCUACAAAAGAAGCUGCUACAAGGUCUGACAAUGACAGUGAGGGUCCUGACAUAUCUAUUGGAGCUGAAAUGCGCGGGAAUCUGCUCAACAGAGUGAAGGAGAAUGAUUUUACAGAUUCAUACUCUCCCCCUCCAGCUAUUUCUUCAGAUGGAGAGCAGUUGCUGGAGCAAACCAGACACCAGGCAAUGGAAGAGUUAAAAAAAGUAUUUGUGCCAGAGUUAGCACAUAGAACAUAUCUUCCAUUGCUAAGAUUCCUCGGUGAAUCAGUUAUGGCACAGUCUCUGAAGAAUGAGGAAUUUAUUAGAAGUCUGUGUUCUCAGGCUGAACAGGAGAGUCAGCAACAGGCAUCUCCUGUUGGAAUUGUGGAAGACACAAGAUGCUCAUCUGAUCGGUUGUCUCCAAGUGGGACACAGGUGGCAGAGAGGACUUCAACUGGUAGCUUUGGGAGUAAUGUUGAAGUUGUUGGCAAUAGAAUUGAUUUACAGAGUGCAGAUAUCCCUUCUGUUCUACCAACAGAAAGUGCGGGUAUUGCUUUUCAAGAAAGUGCAGGUGACUUGAUGAAUCUCAUAAGCAAAAAAAUGGAGAAUACAAACAGGCAUUUACAUGGAAACUGGUUGGCAUACUGGGAACAUGAGAUUGGUCGACCUGAUAAAGAAACAAAUUUUAAUUUCAAGCAGAUAAAACUUCAGAGAUUCUCAGGCCAUACGAGUAACAUCCGGACCAUACAAGUGUUAGACAAUGAAAAUAGUUUCCUUAGUGGAAGUCGUGACAAGACUGUGAAACUGUGGUCACUAAGAAGUCAGGGUGAUGGAACUGCUGUUUCCCCGUGUCGAUGGACUUAUACUGGUCACCGUAAGUGUGUACUGGCAGUGGCACUUAUAGAGUCACUACGGCUUGCUGCCUCAUGUGACUCAAUCAUCCACAUAUGGGACCCAUUUAUGGGAAGUGUAAUUGCUCAUAUGAACUCACCUCGCUACCCACCUGUCAAUGUCCUUCAGGCUUUGCCACCACCAAGCCGUGUCCUGCUUGCGGCCACUACAGACACUACACUGCGGCUUGUUGAUGCACGAACCUGUUCUUUUGUUAAUGAACUGAAGGUGUCACAGAGUGCAACAGGACUAAUAAGAUGCAUUGCUGUUGGGCCUGAAGGCACAUGGGUGGCUGUUGGACAGUCGUCAGGAUUCCUGUCUAUGCUGGACAUCCGCACAGGUGGCCUACUGGCCUCUUGGAAAGGUCAUGACUCAGAGAUACUGCAACUUAUAUCAGCAAAUGGUGGCAACUCCAUUGUGAGUUCUUCUCUGGACCAGGCAGUUUCUGUUUGGAGUGCUGUUGAUGGCAGGUUCUGCUUUCCUAUGAAAGGGCCCACAGAACCUGUUCACUGUCUUAUGAGCUAUGGAUCGGAACUGAUAUCAGGGACCACAGCUAGCCGAAUAGGAGUCCAUUCUGCUGUUGAUAUGGAUGCCUCAUACACUUCAACUCGGCUGCGAUCCGAUACCUUCAAAGGUGUUCUUACGUCCAUGGCUGUCCUUCCUCUCAACAGGCUGCUGCUCCUUGGUGCUGACUCAGGGAACAUAACACUGCUCUGUUGAACUGUAUGUCAGCAAUAUGGAAACGAGAAACAUUUCUUUGAAUCUCAUUUACAGAAACUUUAAUUAAUAAUAUGAUUGUAAACAUUCCAUUGCAUAUCAAAGUACACACAAAAUAAUAAUAAUAAUUUUUAUUAUUAUUAUUUGUCCAAAUACAAGCUUAGGAUGAGAAUGUGCAGCUAUUAAUUACCAUUGUCUUCAUCACUAAAAGUUUGUAAAGGAUUUUUUUGUACUAAUAUAGUAUUCAUAGCAUAACGGCAGAAAGUUUGAAAGAUAAGAAAAACCAGUUACAUGACUGCUGAAUGAUUAUUGUAGGAUUGCAUUUCCAGCAGCUGUGUAAGUUUGUUCCUGUGUAAACUAGUUGUCAGUUAUAUCUGAUUUAAAAUGAAAGCACAGCCCCAGUAUUUAUUUUAAGUGUUAUUAAUCAUGCUUUAGUAUUAUUUUGAUAACCAAAGAGGCUUAAAAGCUGCAUGGGAGUGGAGUUAAAACUACGAGGGUAAGUCAAUUAUUACCUGCAAAGUAAUUAUAAAAAUUUAUUGUAAUCAAAUGGGAAACUUACAAGAACAUAAUUUUUCAACACAGUCUCCUUGCGUUUCAACGCACGUGGUCCAUCAUUCUACAUGCUUCCUGAUGCCAUAAUAAAAGAAGGUUCUUGGUUGAGCUGUGAGCCAGUAAUGCGCCACUUCCUUCACUGCUUUGUCCGAGUCAAAUUGAUGGCCCCUUAAUGCCUGUUUGAGUGGACCAAACAAGUGAUAGUCAGACGGGGUAAGACUGGGACUAUAUGGAGGAUGACCCAGUACUUCAAAUUUGAGUUUCUGGAGCUUUUCAGCAGUGUGGGCAGCAGUAUGUGGACAGGAAUUGUCGUGGAACAACACAACACCUUUUGACAGCAAUCCUCAGCCUUUUCUUUGAAUUGCAGGCUUUAGCCUGGUAGUAAGCAUCUCACUGUGAUGUACACUGUUUAUUGUUGCGCCUCUUUCCCCCUAAUGUUCCAGUACUGGACCUUUUGUGUUCCAAACACCGUAAGCAUAAGUUUUCCUGCGUACAGUUAGGUCUGAACUUUUUCUUGCACGGUGAAUUUGAAUGUUUACGUUACAUACUCUGCCAUUUACUCUCUGGCUCAUAAUGAUGGAUCCAUGUUUUGUCACCAGUAAUGAUACUGUCUAAGAAGUUGUCUCCUUUGUUACCAUAGUGAUCCAAAUGUUUUUGGCAGAUGUCCAAGCACAUUUGUUUAUGCAACUGUGUGAGUUGUUUUGGGACCCAUCUUUUACAAACUUUAUGAAACCCAAGUCUGUAGGGGAUGAUUUUGUAGGCAGAACCGUGACUAAUUUGCAGUGUGCCACUACGACAAUAGUUAAUUGUCUGUUUAAGAGAAUCAUUUCAUGUGAAUGCUCAAAGGUUUCUUCAUUUCUGGUGGUAAAUGGUCGUCCAGCUCCUUCAUCGUGCGUAACACUUGUGCGACCAUUUCAGAAUUUGUCAAUCCAUUCUUAAACACUCUGUUGUGGCAAAACACUGUUCCUGUACUGAACCAAAAGUCUUCAAUGAAUUUCAGCCCCUGAUAUGCCUUCUGACCACAAAAAACAGAUCACUGAAUGUUGCUCUUCUUUGGUGCAAAUAGACAGCAGAGCAGUCAUGAUUAACAGCAUGGCAGCGAUAACAAAACUAACCUUGCAGCUUGAAAAUUGCAAAAACAUACAACAAAUAAACAAAGCAUGCAUCAUCAAUGUAAAAUGACAGUACUGCCAAAAUAAACAAAAAUAUAACUAAAUUGCGAGUAAUAAUUGACUUACCCUCAUAGUUAUGUGCAAUGAAGCUUGUACAAAUUUCAGUUAAAAAUAAGUUUGGCAUGAAGGAAAGCCAUUAUUUAGUUGAUAAAUAUUAUGUGAGACUAACUGGAUAUUUUAUCCCCAAAUAGGAAAUCAUUUGCUCACAUUUUCUUAAGCAGGUGUAUUGUUUCCUGUAUCAGUUUUGUUCUGGUGCGCUUACUCUGGCUUCUAUGAAAAAAUAUUCCCUACAACUCGUCAAAAAUGACCCAUUUACUUCAUAUAAUUGUUUAAUAUUGUAAGUUGUACUUUCAGCACAAUUACUAUGUUAUUUUAAAAGAGGAAGACAAAGAAAGGAGAUACUUCAUGUCCCACAAUGAAUAUGUGUUAUCUGAUUGUAAACUAUGCUCUCUAUGAUUAACUUACAAUAUGAUACAUUUCUAAUGUUCUACAUGACACAGUAGCCACUCUUCCUUUUUUAUUAAAUGUACAUGUGUUUUUUGCCCAUCUACAGCUCAAUGUCGUAUUGAAUCUUAAUCUGAGGUGUAGACAUUAAUUUGGUUUCUUAUUGUGUAGUGUGCACAUCAGCAUUCAGAAACACUCAAAGAAAGAAGGCACACAGUGCCAAAUCAUAAGAUGUCUGGGGGUGUUUUGUGGUACAAAUGUGUGAAAACUACUGGUCAGGGUGUCUCUCACAUAAAAAAUACAUUAUUGUUUUUACAUUUCCCACAUUGACUUUGAUUUCCUCUGGCUCAUAAAAAUAUAUCACUCGUGGUGAUUAUAUUUUCAACAGAGUGAUGAUUGGAUUGACAUCUGGAGAACUGAACUAAUGUCCCUUGUCAGAUUCUGUACUAUACAUUCAUUAUGUGCAAUGUCCCACUCAUUUUUCUCUAUGAUUUCCAUACCUGUAAUGUGUUUUAAUCAUAACAACAUGUCUUUCCAUUAUGUUGCACUCCAUCAUUAUUUAUCUUAAAUUAAGCAUGUGACAUUUAUGCAAUAUUCAGUACCUCAGUACCUCCCCCCCCCC